UCGCGACGGGCGGCGCCGCGCCGUCGGUGGCCAUCAUCGGUGCCGGCGGCAACAUUGGCGCGCGGCUGCACGAGGUGCUCUCGGCCAACUGCGGCUGGAAGGUCACGGGUUAUGACCGCGAGCCGCGGCUGAGCCCGCCGCGCGCCAAGUACCCGAUCACGCCGAUGAGCGCGGCAAGCAUCCCAGCGGCGGAGCUGGCGGCGUACGACGCGGUCGUCUACCUCGGCGGGCUGACCGGCCGGGCGGCGUGCGACCGGCACACGCGCGAACAGACCUUGUCGGAGAACGUCGACGACCCGCUCGCGCUCGCGUCGCGCAUGGGCCCCUCCCAGCUGCUGGUCUUCGCCUCCACCUCCGCCAUCGCCGAAGGCUCCGGCCAGCGGAGCGCGCGAGAGGACACGGCGGUGCGCACCGAGCUGCUCGACUCGUACUCAUCCUCGAUGCACCAGCGCGAGGCCGCCAUGCGACAGCUCGCCGCCAGCAAGCCCGCCGGCGCACCGCAGCUCGUCGGGCUGCGCUUCGGCACCGUCAUCGGCGUCUCGCCCGGGCAGCGCGUCGACCUGGGCCCGCCGGCCAUGCUCAAGUCGGCGUACACGAGUGGCGUCCUCAAGGUGGCUCACCCCGAGACGUCACGCGCCUUCCUGUGGCUGGAGGACCUGUGCCGCGGCAUCUCGCGCACCAUCGAGCUGCGGCGAGGCGGCGCCGCGAGCGUCGGAGCGCCGCCGGCGACGGCCCAUCACAGCAAGCGUUCGGCGCCGUCGUCGUCUUCGAUGGCGCCCGCCGCGCCACCGCCGUUUGCAAUCUACCAUCUGAGCUCGUUCAACUCGAAUGUGGGCGCGCUCGCGGCCGCCAUCGCCGCGCGCACCGGCGCGCGUAUCGCCGCGUCCAACCACGGCACCGCGUCGAAGGACGUGCUCGGCUUCUCCCUCAACAACUCCCUCUUCGCGCGCACGUACAACUUCACGGUCCGCGGCUCGCUCGCCACGGCCAUCAGGCAGCUCGACGGCGCCGCGCCUGACUCGCUCAUUGGCAAGGGCGCGCACACGACGGCGGUCCACGUGCCGCCCGCGGCGGACGAGCCGACGCCGACGGACGCCGCGUGCGACGGCGACCGACCGACCGGCCGACCAACCGAAAGACCGACCUUCAAGCACGACCACGCCCACUGCCCGCACGCGCUAACGCACGCGCCACCUCCGCCUGCCACCAACAGCGGCGGCGUCAACGUGACCUCCAUCCGCUGCCCCGUGUGCGGCUCGCACGACAUCCAGCUCGCGCUCGACCUGCGCGACCAGCCGCUGGCCAAUGACUUCAUGAAGACGACCACGGAGGCGCUGCGCGCCGAGAAGUUCCCGCUCGCGCUCGUGCACUGCCGCCAGUGCCACCACAUGCACCUCUCGCAGCUCGUCUCGCGCAAGCGCCUCUUCUCCGACUACAUGUACGUCUCGGGCACGUCCAAGACGCUCCUCAAGCACUUCGAGUGGCUGGCGCAGAAGAUCCAGGCCGACGUGGAGACGCUCCCGCUCGAGGGCGCGCGCACCAAGCGCGCGGUGCUCGAGCUCGCAUGCAACGACGGCUCGCAGCUCGACGCCUUCGCGAGGCUCGGCUGGAAGACGUACGGAGUCGACCCGGCGGCCAACAUCGUGCCCACCGCCGUGGCCAAGGGGCACCAGGUCAAGGUGGGCUUCUGGGGGGCACAGAGCGUGUGGCCGCCCGAGGGCAAGCCGGUGGUGCUCGACGCGAUCGUCGCGCAGAAUGUGCUCGCGCACGUGCCCUCACCCACGCAGUUCCUCAAGGACUGCGCCGCGGCGAUGGGGCCGCGCACGCUGCUCUUCAUCCAGACGUCGCAGUGCGCCAUGCACGAGGACGGCCAGUUUGACACGGCGUACCACGAGCACCUCUCCUUCUUCACGUCGCACUCGUUUGAGCGCGCCGCCACCGCCGCCCAGCUGGCGGUCCUCUCCUUCGAGACCGCGCCCAUCCACGGCAUCUCGUGCCUGUGGAAGCUCAAGCGCGCCGACGGCGAGUCGUCGGGCGCGCUGGCGGGCGGCACGAGCCUGCGGGCCAAGCUGGAUGAGGAGGUGCGCCUCGGCAUCACCACCGAUUUCUUCUACGAGCGCUACCGCAUGCGCGCCGAGGAGACGUCCGCGUGGCUCGACACCCAGCUCGCGGCGCUCUCUGCGGCGGGCUACAGGCUCGGCGGCUACGGCGCCGCCGCCAAGGGGAUGGUGCUUCUCCACUUCAUGCUCGGCCGCGGCGGCGCCAACGCGGCGGCGCACUCACUCGAGUUUGUGCUGGACGACGCGCCGAUGAAGCAGGGCACGUACUGCCCCGGCACCACCAUCCCCGUGCGCCCGACGCGCUCCCUCGAGGGCGUCUUCACCGCCGACGAGAAGCCGCUCGCCCUCGUCAUGUUCGCGUGGAACUUUGCGGCCGAGCUCUUC
This is a messenger RNA of Emiliania huxleyi CCMP1516, 2444 nucleotides long. RefSeq lists its product as hypothetical. The transcript has 2 exons. NCBI's taxonomy places the organism in Eukaryota, Haptophyta, Isochrysidales, Noelaerhabdaceae. The annotation marks the transcript as partial. The record is from RefSeq and is a predicted model, not a curated record.